GUUGUGUCUUCCCUCUCAAAAAAAAAAGGCGGGGUAGGUCCGAGUUGCUCCAUUGAUUAUCCGGUGGGGUAAAAUGGCGACGAGCAGGGAAUUUGCCCCCAAGGUCCCGAGUCCUGACACGUUUGAGCCUCGCAGUGGAAACUGCGACCUGGCACGGCGCCAGGUCAACACCCGACCGCACCACGCCAACACGUGGGAUGACCGCCGCCGCGACGGCUAUAUCUAGUCAGCACCGGCCGGGUACACGGCAAGUAGCGAACACAAACGGUGGAUAGCUCGAGCAGGCAGCCAUCCCUAGCUCUGAGAUGGCGGGAGGGAAGGUGUACUCGUUCGAGGAGGUGAGGAAGCACAACGCCCGCAAGGAUUGCUGGCUCAUCAUCGCCGGCAAGGUGUACGACGUCACGGCGUUCAUGGAGGAGCACCCCGGCGGCGACGAGGUCCUGCUGGCGUGCACCGGCAAGGACGCGACGGCCGACUUCGAUGACAUCGGCCACACCGACUCCGCCAAGGAGCUCAUGCCGCAGUACUGCAUCGGCGAGGUCGACGCGGCCACCGUCCCGGCCAAGCUCACCUACGACUACCCCAGCGACGCGAGCCCCGAGAAGGCCCCGACGGGCGCGGGCGCCUGGGCCACGACGCUCCUGCGGCUCGCCGCGCCCCUCCUGCUGCUGGCGCUGGCCUUGGCGAUGCAGAGCUACGGCAAGGCCAAGGCGGAGUAGAAGACAAGCACGAGGUGCCGCCGUUGAUUCCGCUGGGCCGCAUGGCUGCAGCCUCUUGGAAGCAUCUGGGAGUUGGAGUGGGUUUUUUUUUUGGAUAAUUAAAGUUCGAGUGGUUGAUGUGAUUGUGACGAUGUGUAAUGUGUUCACCUCAACCGCUGCGUAUGGUCAAAUUUAAAUUCCUGGGUAUUGUGACGAAGUAUAUCGAACAGGAUGUCUACUGCUAAUCACGUGUUCAUGGUUUCGCGAAAAUAAUUUGAAUUUUGUUUUCGGGUAACUUUUCGUGGUUCUUCAUUUCUAGUUACUGAAGAGAGGAAACCCCAUUUCUGAUUGCUUCUUCCGCGAUUUCAGAAAUAAGCGCUAGGUUGAUGGUUGUAUUAUAUAAAUGAAAACAUGGAAAAUUCCUACUG
Messenger RNA from Panicum hallii, 1126 nucleotides. Its product is annotated as cytochrome b5-like. Gene Ontology annotation, cellular component: intracellular membrane-bounded organelle; membrane. NCBI's taxonomy places the organism in Eukaryota, Viridiplantae, Streptophyta, Magnoliopsida, Poales, Poaceae. Gene Ontology annotation, molecular function: heme binding. The transcript is spliced from 3 exons. The record is from RefSeq and is a predicted model, not a curated record. Bases 306 to 719 code for a protein of 137 amino acids.